AUGGAAAUCUCCCUUGGAAAUACAACAUACUGGAUAACAAAAUGUGAUCCAAAAAUGAAACCAGUAGUUGGGCAACAGUUUAAGACUCUUGAAGAUGGCAUAGAUUUUUAUGUACAUUAUGCUGCAGUUGUUGGAUUUGAUGUGUGGCGUAGUGGUGAUAGGAAGGACAAAGUGAGCAAAGUAUUGCAUAAAUAUUUGGUAUGCUCACGUGAAGGAUUUAAGCAAGUUACAGACCCCGAAAAAGGGGAAACAAGUGAAACGCUGAAAAGGCGUCGUCCAUCAAACAGAGUUGGAUGCAGCGCACACUUCAAAUUUAAUACAGACGGGGAUAGUGGAUACAAAGUGACAUCAUUUGAAGAAAGGCACACCCACUGUUUGUGCGAGGAACAGUUAAAACCGUUCAUGAAAGUGAAUCGCAAGCUAGACAUGGGGCAUAAAGAAUUCAUCGAAAAAUGUGGAAAGACUAACAUUGGACCAAUCAAAAGCUUUAAUCUAUAUGGAGAAAUGGUUGGUGGAUUUGAACAUGUCGGUGCGACUAGUACUGAUUUCAAGAAUCACAAGAGAGAGAUAUUGGCAUACAUGAAGCGGCGGGGCGCCCAAAUGCUUGUCGCCAAAUGCCAAGAAAGAAAGGAGUUUUGGCUAGACUACUACUUUGAGUAUGCCGUAGACGAACAAGAGCAGUUGAGUCGUAUAUUCUGGGCCGAUGAAUAUGGGCGCAACAAAUUUGCCCUCUUUGGAGAUGCAAUGACCUUUGACGCAACAUACAAAACGAACAGGUAUAGUCUCGUCUUCGUACCAUUCACAAGCAUGGACAACCACAAAAAGUCCACUACAUUUGCGACUGGUUUAAUUGCAAAAGAAGAUGUGGAGUCAUACUCAUAG
Messenger RNA from Ipomoea nil (Japanese morning glory), 882 nucleotides. Its product is annotated as protein FAR1-RELATED SEQUENCE 5-like. The record is from RefSeq and is a predicted model, not a curated record. The transcript is spliced from 2 exons. Lineage: Eukaryota; Viridiplantae; Streptophyta; Magnoliopsida; Solanales; Convolvulaceae. Bases 1 to 882 code for a protein of 293 amino acids. Gene Ontology annotation, biological process: regulation of DNA-templated transcription.